GUAGCUCAGGUCAGUCGGUCCAGUCAGCAGUCAUCCACGCAUCUAUCUAUAUUCCCUUUUCUUAAAUUAGCCACUUUAAGCUUCGCGAUACCGCCCCCAAUUUCAGCGUCGGUACGGAGCCGCCAGGCCGGGACAGAGACGGAGAGAGAGGCCUCGGCCAUGGAAGCGCUCGGACCCGGCCCGCCUGCCCCUACCUCUCUGUUUCAGCCUCCGCGGCGUCCCGGCCUCGGCACGGUGGGGAAACCCAUCCGGCUCCUUGCCAACCACUUCCAGGUGCAGAUUCCCAAGAUUGAUGUCUAUCACUAUGAUAUCGACAUCAAGCCUGAGAAACGGCCUCGAAGGGUCAACAGGGAGGUGGUGGACACCAUGGUGCGGCACUUCAAGAUGCAGAUCUUUGGAGACCGACAGCCUGGCUAUGAUGGGAAGAGGAACAUGUACACAGCACAUCCACUGCCAAUAGGGAGAGACAGGGUGGAUCUGGAGGUGACCCUGCCUGGCGAGGGGAAGGAUCAGACGUUCAAGGUGUCUUUGCAGUGGGUGUCCGUGGUCAGUCUUCAGAUGCUGCUGGAAGCCCUGUCAGGCCACCUUAACGAGGUCCCCGAAGACUCUGUUCAGGCUCUGGAUGUCAUCACACGGCACCUGCCUUCCAUGAGGUACACUCCAGUGGGGCGCUCGUUUUUCUCCCCUCCGGAGGGCUAUUACCAUCCUCUUGGUGGAGGCAGGGAGGUGUGGUUUGGUUUCCAUCAGUCUGUCCGUCCUGCCAUGUGGAACAUGAUGCUCAACAUCGAUGUGUCAGCCACUGCUUUCUACCGUGCUCAGCCUGUGAUAGAGUUCAUGUGCGAGGUGCUUGACAUACAGAACAUCAAUGAACAGACCAAACCACUGACCGACUCGCAGCGCGUCAAAUUCACCAAGGAAAUAAGAGGCUUGAAAGUUGAGGUCACGCACUGUGGUCAGAUGAAGAGGAAGUAUCGUGUGUGCAAUGUCACUCGCCGACCCGCCAGCCACCAGACGUUCCCCUUACAGCUUGAGAACGGCCAAGCCAUGGAGUGCACAGUAGCACAGUAUUUCAAGCAGAAGUACAAUCUGCAGCUGAAGUAUCCACAUUUACCCUGCCUGCAAGUAGGGCAGGAACAGAAGCACACCUAUCUUCCCCUGGAGGUCUGUAAUAUUGUAGCAGGCCAGCGCUGUAUCAAGAAACUGACAGACAACCAGACAUCCACCAUGAUUAAAGCUACAGCUCGCUCAGCCCCUGACAGACAGGAAGAGAUCAGCAGACUGGUCAAAAGCAACAGCAUGGUCGGGGGCCCGGACCCUUACCUGAAAGAAUUUGGUAUUGUGGUGCACAAUGACAUGACGGAGGUGACGGGGCGUGUUCUCCCUGCGCCCAUGCUGCAGUAUGGGGGCCGGGUGAGUACAGACACAGGGAGGGACUGUGGCAGGGGACUCUCUCCGCAGAAUAAAACCGUGGCCACGCCCAACCAGGGCGUGUGGGACAUGAGAGGGAAGCAGUUCUACGCUGGCAUCGAGAUCAAGGUCUGGGCUGUGGCCUGCUUCGCCCCACAGAAACAGUGUCGGGAGGACCUGCUCAAGAGCUUCACUGACCAGCUGCGAAAGAUCUCAAAGGAUGCUGGGAUGCCCAUUCAAGGCCAGCCCUGUUUCUGUAAAUACGCCCAAGGAGCUGACAGUGUGGAGCCCAUGUUCAAACACCUCAAAAUGUCUUAUGUAGGCCUGCAGCUGAUUGUGGUCAUUCUGCCGGGCAAAACACCCGUCUAUGCUGAGGUAAAGCGGGUGGGAGACACACUCCUCGGCAUGGCCACCCAGUGUGUCCAGGUGAAGAACGUAGUGAAGACGUCCCCUCAGACCCUCUCCAACCUCUGCCUCAAGAUCAACGCCAAGCUGGGAGGCAUCAACAACGUCCUGGUGCCUCAUCAGAGGCCCUCUGUGUUCCAGCAGCCGGUCAUCUUCUUAGGGGCUGAUGUGACACAUCCUCCAGCAGGUGAUGGGAAGAAGCCGUCCAUCGCGGCGGUGGUGGGCAGCAUGGACGGCCACCCCAGCAGAUACUGUGCAACAGUGCGAGUCCAGACAUCCAGACAAGACAUGUCCCAGGAGCAGCUAUUCAGCCAGGAGGUAAUCCAAGACUUGACCAACAUGGUGCGGGAGCUGCUCAUCCAGUUCUACAAGUCCACACGCUUCAAGCCCACACGCAUCAUCUAUUAUCGUGGCGGCGUGUCUGAGGGACAGAUGAAACAGGUGGCGUGGCCGGAGCUGAUAGCCAUCCGCAAAGCAUGUAUCAGUCUGGAGGAGGAUUAUCGGCCAGGCAUUACCUACAUCGUGGUCCAGAAACGUCACCACACUCGUCUCUUCUGCUCUGACAAAGCUGAGAGGGUGGGGAAGAGCGGUAAUGUCCCAGCUGGCACCACAGUGGACAGUACCAUCACACACCCGUCCGAGUUUGACUUCUACCUGUGCAGCCAUGCUGGGAUUCAGGGAACCAGUCGUCCCUCCCACUACCACGUCCUGUGGGAUGACAACUGUUUCACGGCCGAUGAACUGCAGCUCCUCACCUACCAGCUGUGCCACACCUACGUCCGCUGCACUCGUUCCGUCUCCAUCCCGGCACCGGCCUACUACGCCAGGCUGGUGGCUUUCCGAGCCCGCUACCACCUGGUGGACAAAGACCAUGACAGUGCUGAAGGCAGCCACGUGUCAGGCCAGAGUAACGGCCGGGACCCCCAGGCUCUGGCCAAGGCAGUUCAGAUCCACUAUGAUACCCAGCACACCAUGUACUUCGCCUGAGCUAGCGAGCACGUCAGCCAGUCCACCCGCGGAUUCCCUGUUUGUUUUUUUUGUUUUUUUCUUCUGUCUUUUUUAUCUCUUCUUUGCCAGUCUCUCUCUUCUCCUAUCUCUCUCUCUCCUUGUAGUCUGUCUCUUACUCUUCACAUACUCACUUUACAUUUUCUGAAUCUGCACCAAAGCGGCUCUUGGACAGGAGAACCUGCUGUGUCUCAAUGUCCAGCAGUUUCCUUUUCAUGGAACAGUCUCCAACCAGCGUUCCCAAUUGAGCCGCCUUUCUAACCAGCAAUUCAGCACUGCGAACCCUUGAGGGCUCCCAGUGCACCAAAAAAAAAAAAAAAAAAGAAAAAACAAAAACAAACCAUACCCACACAUACUACAAGUUGAGCCAUUAUUUUUAGUUUGUUUUUGUUUUUUCUAUUUGAAUGUCUGUACUCUUGUGUUCGUAAGAUACACUGAGCAAGGGAGUGGACUGGCACAACCUGUGUCAGCACAGCUCUUUAGCUCUCCCAGCUAAGCAGGACUCUUAUCUACUUUUACCUCAAAGCCCCUUUGGGCAAAAUCUGUCACAAGGUCUUGGGUUUAUUGGGUGGUGGGAAGGGAACUCUACAUGAAAAGAGAUGGAGGGGAGUUGACCUUUUGAGAAUGAUAUAUAUAUUUUUUCCUUUUUAUGAGCGUGUGUUUUAACUUUUUCUCCUUUACGGUCUUUUACAAGCGAGGUGACCUGGGUGUCCAUGCCCAUCAUUACUUUCCUCCCAUCUUAGCAAAGAAUACGCAAGUCUGUAUGCGACUGAGUGUUGUGUGUGUGUGUGUGUGUGUGUGUUUAUGUGAGCGUGUGCGCAUCUCUGUAUAUACAUGUACUGCUGUAUGAGAGUGUGUUCAUGUGUGCAUGUGUUUCAUGGCAGGCCACUGAAUUGUAAAGGGAAAUCAAGGAGAUAACUGCUGUAAAUGCCUCAGAUUUGUUGUUUUUAUAUUCACACAUACAGUACAAAUAAGCAUAUAUUUACAUCUAUAGAGCAACUUUGAGACAUAUGACUUAAACAGGCCUCAUAGAGGCUGGUGUGGGUAUUUGUAGCAGUCCUGGUUCACUUAUGAAUUGAAAUGCUUUGAGUUACGUUUUGAACAUCUGUGCUUUAGGGCAAGAUGGGUGGGAUUUGUGCCUUUGUGUGCCUCAAAACAUCGUUUAAUCCCAGAAGAAAUAAGUAACUUAACUCAUUUAAAGUAAUAAGUGAAACCAGGUCUGAUGUGUAGCAGUAGUUACUGUGGUCUGGCCUGUGACUGGCUCAGCAUUGGGACCUGUUGAAUGGCUGAAGGCAUUAGACACAGAGAGUGGUCUUAUCAGCCUUGCUCUCUGUGUGAAAAGCGGGAUCUUAUUUUUCCUUGGACCUGAUUAUCUGAAAGAUUAUAUGAUGACACUGCUGGACGUUGCUUUUCUGUCUUUUUGUUUUUUUGUUUUUUGUUUUUUGUUUUUUGGUUAAGUAGUUUCAAGGGCCGGAAACCAACAUAGUUUUUUGAGGUCUCCUUUGCUAAUACUGGCCAACUCAUUGCACUGACCCGGGACGCUAGGCAAGCAACAGAGGGCACUCUCAAUCUCUCUUACCUUUAUGCAUUUAUACAUAUGAAUCAACAAAGCAGAUUUGUAAAAGUUUAAUAUAAGAUGUUUUGUGGUUAUCUUAAAAAAAACUGUUGUUUAGAAUUAGUAGUUUACCAUUGAUGUUGUUGUUGUUAUCGUUGUUGUCAAUGUUGUUACUAUUGUGAUGAAAUUUUAAGGAUGGCAGCAAAGCUAGUUAUAUAGUUACUAGUGCGACUUCAGGAAUAGACUUCGGUUGUUGAGCUGCAGGUUACGGAGUAGAGCUUUGGGUUGGACAUUUUUUUGUAGCAUUCUGGCUAAUGGUGAGAAGAAGUUGGCCCCAAGGUGGAUGAAUUCUUGCUUCCCCUGUAGGUUCUGAUGUGAGUAAAGGUUAGCGGCAGGUUGGAGGUAUUGUGUAGCACUCCGCCCGGUUAAACAGAUCUGCCGAAAUCAGUUGGUUUUGAUCAGAUAGAUGGAGACAAUCAGGGAUUGUAAUCAGACUGAACCUAGAUUAAGGAAUUUGUUAAAAAGCAGUUUGUGAUAGGCAAUGAGUUGAAUUUUUAGACUUUUUAAAAAUGGUUUCUAUUACUCUGUGUGUAUUUGAAGUAUACCCAUCUUAAAGUCUCUACUAUUUAAUGGUGUUUGUUUCCUAUUUUUAUGCAUUUUUAACACUGGAUUAAAUGAAUUGACAAUAAGCAUAAGCACUGCCCUUGGACCCCCUGUACAAACACUCAGCAAACUGUUGCCAUAGGCCAAAAAAAAAAACACAGUGACCUGAAGUGGUGACAUUUGCGCAAGUGGUGCCCCCUGGUGUUGCGAUUGGAGAUAAAGAUGUAGGACAGAAGGUUUGGAGAAACAGUCGACGUGCACGCCUCAUCAGGGGGGGACAGCUCAUUGAAAACCCUUUUGUAAUAAACCACCCGUAAAGCAGCAGGUUUACUAUGAAUGAGUUUGAGCACCUGCCUGUUGAAGGCGUGGGCGUUGGCGUCAGAGAAGAAGCAGUGAAUGAGGAGGGCUAGUUUGGGGGGGGGGGGGGGGGGGAUUGGGAGGGUGUUGUCCAGGCAUUGCAUGCAAUAAGUUGUACUCUUUGCUUAAAGGGGGCAGAUCAGUUUUUAAAACAUGCACUAGUUUUACCAGUCAAGUCAGCGAUUGUGAUUGAACAUUCAUCUGGCAUCUCUAAUGGGGAAUGAUUUGAUGUUUUAAAUCACAAUAUUUGAUCAUUAAACUCCAGUCAGAUAAAUGAUCACUUCCUAUUUGUACCAUGACAUUGGAAAGCAAUAUUAACCCAGUUCUAGUUUUCAAAUGUGGAGAAACAAAGCUAUAAUUCUACUCAUUGUGGUUGUUGGUCUACUCUCACUAUUGUGUCUCUGUACUUUUAUUUUUUUUUAAUUUUUUGUUUAUUUUAUUUGCUUCUAUCAAUCAGUGGGAAUGUGCAUUUGGUGGAAUAGUUAUGUAGGCUUUAGACAAUUUUCUUUAAAGUAACAAAAUUUAGACUUUGCUUGCCUGCAUGCCAGAGUAUUGUCCUUUUUAAAAAGAAAAAAAAGAAAAAAUCUUUUUGGAAUCAUAUUUAUUAUGAGAAAGAAAAAAAAUAUAAGUGCUUUUUUUUUUUUUCUUCUUUUUUUGGGUUAAAUGUUUAUCAACUUAGUGGGACUGUUUUAGGCUAGCAAUAUUUGUCCAGUCUCUCUAAGAUGUAUUUUAAAGAUUCCUACACAAAUGUCAGUAAUUUGGGAGGUACAAGCUGUUUUCUGAGGCAAGGGGGGCCGGCUCUUUGCGUCGUGUUCAAAUUCAAACGAGGUACUUUCUUCAAACGUGGACCCGUUAAAGACCGAAACCCCUCUCCUCUGUACCAGGUUACUGUAGCGAGCAUCCAUUUUGUCUCCUCGUUCCUGGUUUGUACCUGUGGCCACGCCUUUUGGUUGGUGGGUGGGUCGGUGGGUUGGGGCUCUCCUGUCUCCAUGGCAACUCUGCUGACCCCUCACAAAUGCACUUCCUCUUUGUGAAGGGGUCCCCAUGGCAUCGACGGAGCAGGAUUACCUCUUUUUAACCUUUUUAAAAAAAGAUCCAUAAUUCUUUCUGUGCCCCAAUAGAAAGAGAGCAUGAAUUAUUUUUUAAAUUCCUCUCACUUUGAUAUAUUGUUAUAUCUUAACGGAUUUGUAAUUUGACAUUGUGUAUUGUGUAUUUUAAUUUUAUUUUAUUUUCCCUUUUGGUUCCUUUUUGGGGUUUGUUAUAGCUCUGCUCUGUUUUUUUUUUUUUUUUUCUGCUAGUGGUCUCUGAAGCUGUGUGUGAUUGUCUAAUAGCAAUAGAACCGUAGAAUUGGAACAGUCCAAUUCCAUGAAUGGAACGUUCCAAUCCUGUGAAUGAACGGAACCCUGUCUGACCAGUUAUGAGAGGGUGGGGUAUGUUCUAGCUCCACCCCCCACAGCAGAGGGCCAUUCACUCACUGUUAUUGCUAUUAUGUGACAUGGUCAAAAAAUUUUUUAGCCUGCAGGGAAUUCUUGUGUUAAUGUGCAAAGUAAUAAAUUGGUAUUUUAUGCCUA
This is a messenger RNA of Toxotes jaculatrix (banded archerfish), 6903 nucleotides long. RefSeq names its product argonaute RISC component 4 (gene ago4). NCBI's taxonomy places the organism in Eukaryota, Metazoa, Chordata, Actinopteri, Toxotidae. Bases 160 to 2799 code for a protein of 879 amino acids. Gene Ontology annotation, molecular function: protein binding; RNA binding. The record is from RefSeq and is a predicted model, not a curated record. The transcript has 19 exons.